Messenger RNA from Gasterosteus aculeatus aculeatus (three-spined stickleback), 1484 nucleotides. It is a transcript of the gene clpp, whose product is annotated as caseinolytic mitochondrial matrix peptidase proteolytic subunit. Lineage: Eukaryota; Metazoa; Chordata; Actinopteri; Perciformes; Gasterosteidae. Gene Ontology annotation, molecular function: serine-type endopeptidase activity; ATPase binding; ATP-dependent peptidase activity. Gene Ontology annotation, biological process: protein quality control for misfolded or incompletely synthesized proteins. Gene Ontology annotation, cellular component: endopeptidase Clp complex. The record is from RefSeq and is a predicted model, not a curated record.
ACAGUACAGACCUCCUGGCUGUAAUUCCAACGAAGAAGAACACACUUCCUGGUUGGGUUUGGUUCCGGUGUUACUAAUCUGGGGGUCACACGGAGGGGAUACCAACCGAAAAAACUUCAAAAUGCUGUUACGAAGAGUGCUGCAGGCCGGAGGCUCGGCGCUGAAACAGAACCGGUCCGUCCACCACAGCCCCGUCUGGAGGAGUCCUCUCAUACCGAUCGUCGUGGAGCAGACGGGUAGAGGAGAACGAGCAUAUGACAUCUAUUCCCGCCUCCUCAGGGAGAGAAUCAUUUGUCUAAUGGGUCCUAUCGAUGACUCUAUAGCCAGUCUGGUUAUCGCCCAGCUGCUCUUCUUACAGUCAGAGAGCAACAACAAACCCAUUCACAUGUACAUCAACAGUCCCGGCGGUGUGGUGACGGCGGGCCUCGCCAUUUACGACACCAUGCAGUACAUCCUCAAUCCCAUCUCCACCUGGUGCGUCGGCCAGGCGGCCAGCAUGGGCAGCUUGCUCCUGGCGGCGGGAACGACGGGCAUGAGGCAUUCACUGCCCAACGCCCGCAUCAUGGUCCACCAGCCCUCAGGGGGUGCCCGGGGUCAGGCCACGGACAUCGCCAUCCAGGCCGAGGAGAUCAUGAAGCUGAAGAGACAGAUCAAUGGCCUCUAUGCCAAACACACGGGGCAGCUGCUGACCACCAUCGAGGGCGUGAUGGAAAGGGACCGCUACAUGAGCCCCAUGGAGGCGCAGGACUUCGGGAUCAUCGACCGGGUCCUGGUCCACCCGCCCCAGGCGGGCCACGACGAGCCUGAGCUGGUGCAGAAAGAGGCAGCGGCGCCAGUCAGCCCCCCUCCACAGCCAGAGUCCGCGGCCUCAGGGCGGGGGCCCCUCCCGGGGACCAGCGCCCCCUCCUCGCACAAGCCCGAGCCGUGAUCGCCACCGCAGAGCCGUCGGGAUCUGAGACGGGAGAGUUUGAGGACAAGGCGGCGCCCCCGCGGUGUGUUUCUCCGGUCUUUCCCUCCCCCUAACCAACAAGUGCAGUGAUCAAAGGGUCCUCGUAUGACGUGAAUCAAACGUAAUGUACCUUUUUGUUUUUGUUACUUCCGUGAUUCCAGAUGAGAAUUCAGAGAGGUGAUCGCUCAGAAGCACUCAGACACAUUUGACCUCACAGACAAGCGGAUUUUUGUGCUUGAGAAGAAGCACAGCAACAGAUGUUUUUAAUUUCUUUUAGACUGCUAAGAAAGCCGGGUUGUUCUGUAGCUGCUUGCUGCUGAGACCCCGGGGGGGGGACCUGUGUUUGAACACUCAUACCUGUAAUAAAUAAAUGGGAUCAUUUUGACAACAAUUCUUGCAAUUCUUGAUCCUAAAAAGUUUUCAAUUUCUCAGGAUCAUCCGAAUUGCAGUGACUGGAUUCUGCUGCGCAGUCUGUUGUUUCAACCGUGUAAUUAUUCAACAAGUGACAAUAAAGAAACGCGUGUUUCAGGCUGCA